UGUGAUCCUCCACCUUUUGCUUUUAGUAAUUAACCGGGUUUGAGUGAGGUUGUUGAAAUGACCUGGAAGGAGAGGUUGCAGACCUUCCAGAAACGUUGCUUAUUGGAUAGGAUUCCCCACUUAGUACGUUGCUUCGGAGAAAACACAGCAGUUGUCGGCAAGUUGCCGAGUUUAACCUAACGGUGUCACCUGCACUUCCGCACGCGCACUUGUGUCUCUUGUCCCCACACGCACGAUCCGUGAAAUGUAGUAUAUGUGCCUGAAUCUGUUGUAACUGGCAUAGCAAGCUCGGGACUUUCAAGUUGGGGUAUUGUAAAAUCGUUAGCUAUGGCAACCAAGACAGGAAAUAGAACACUAGAAAGCGAACCGUUGGUAGGGUUAGUUAGGGAGCUGUCGGACGCAUUCGACUUCUUCGACCUCAACCGGGACGGGAAGCUCUCCGUCGAAGAAAUAGCGACCGUGGUGCGAUCCUUUGGGGAGGAGGUUACGCAAGAAGACAUUCAGAUGCUGAUUACCCGCGUGGACAGCGACGGUGACGGUAGCCUUGAUCUCUGUGAAUUCAUCGACUUGAACACGCGAGCCAUGAGCACAUCCACCUCAUUGGACUCACAAUUCUCUACCGAGAAUGCCGAGGACGACGCCUUACUCGCUACCUUCAACAGAUUUGACAUCAACAAAGAUGGCUUCAUCUCUGCCGACGAGCUUCACCGGUCCUUAGCCGCGUUUGGCGAGGAUAAAUUCAGCCUGGAAGAGUGUGGGAGCAUGAUCAAAUGCGUUGACGAAAACGGCGAUCACUUGAUAAGCUUCGCAGAGUUCCAAUCCUUGAUGAGCGAUCAGCCAGAGAUGCGUGGCGCGGCGUUACAAUCAGUGCUGGCGGCCGCAUCACCGUCACCGUCUUGAGCACCAUCGUCAUAACCCCUCCCUCUCGGUGCACACAAUCAAUCUUGCGUCGCCAUUAUUUGUGUGAGUGUGUGUGUGAGAGAGUGUGUGAGAGUUGUACAGUAAAAUUUUGCACAUCGAGAGAGUGAGAAAAAGAGAGCUCUCGCUCUCUCUGGAUGUGCUUGUGCGUCCCUCGGAACAGUUUAGCUUAGUUUAGUUUAGGGUUUAGUGUUGUUGUAUUGUAAGCAUGCUCCAUGAAUUUGCUUCAUGGUUUGUUUGCUUCAUGCAAUUUUGAGCUUCCUUUCUUCACUUCUCCACAUAAAUGACAACGUUGGUGGUCGGUGGUCUAAGGUUGGAUUUAUGGCUAAUGCACAAUUGAUAAGUAGAAAUGAAACCAUGAUAUUUGGAAUGAUA
This is a messenger RNA of Physcomitrium patens, 1293 nucleotides long. RefSeq lists its product as uncharacterized. Gene Ontology annotation, molecular function: calcium ion binding. Lineage: Eukaryota; Viridiplantae; Streptophyta; Bryopsida; Funariales; Funariaceae. The record is from RefSeq and is a predicted model, not a curated record.